Molecule: messenger RNA, 3819 nt
Organism: Plectropomus leopardus (leopard coralgrouper)
Lineage: Eukaryota; Metazoa; Chordata; Actinopteri; Perciformes; Serranidae
Gene: rab3ab
Product: RAB3A, member RAS oncogene family, b
Molecular function (GO): GTP binding; GTPase activity
Source: RefSeq, a predicted model, not a curated record
CAGUGGUAGUGUUUCUGCGGGUGCUGGACGCGGUGGAUAGCAGCCGGAUAGAAAUCUAUAAAGAUGGCCUCAGCAACAGCGACCUACGGGCAGAAGGAGUCUUCGGACCAAAACUUUGACUAUAUGUUUAAGAUCCUCAUCAUUGGCAACAGCAGUGUUGGCAAAACCUCCUUCUUGUUCCGCUACGCUGACGACUCCUUCACGCCGGCCUUUGUCAGUACGGUGGGCAUCGACUUCAAGGUGAAGACCAUCUACAGGAAUGACAAGAGGAUCAAAUUACAGAUCUGGGACACGGCAGGUCAGGAGCGUUACCGUACCAUCACCACGGCCUACUACCGAGGAGCCAUGGGCUUCAUCCUCAUGUAUGACAUCACUAAUGAGGAGUCCUUCAGCGCCGUCCAGGACUGGUCGACUCAGAUUAAGACGUACUCGUGGGACAAUGCCCAGGUGCUGCUGGUUGGGAACAAGUGCGACAUGGAGGACGAGCGAGUUGUGGGUGGAGACAGAGGCCGGCAGUUGUCUGAACACCUUGGUUUUGAGUUCUUUGAGGCCAGCGCCAAGGACAACAUCAACGUGAAGCAGACCUUUGAGCGCCUGGUCGACAUCAUUUGUGAAAAGAUGUCAGAGAGCCUGGAUGCCGGAGAUCCCGCCGUCACAGGGGCCAAACAGGGGCCCCAGCUGACAGAGCAGCCCGCUCCUCCUCACCAGGACUGUGCAUGUUAAACCUGACUACUCCACCCAAACCCCCCUUUUCCCCCUCUUCCUCCUUGUCGUCCCUCAGCUGGACACCGGGGCCUCGGGUAAAAUCCUCCCAUCACCCUUUUUGCUCACUUUCUUGCUUCUUUCUGUAACCCAGCAAGGAUCAUUUGCAGAGGGGCACAAGAACCAGGUUGAAAAGUGUCUGAAAUGCUCUGAGAUGCAAGUGGACCUGUGCUAGAGUUGUGUUUGUGUCUGGUUCCUCCACAUAAAAGAGCCUAGAAGGUGUUUUUUGAUCAGUGUGGGUUUUGGUCUGAUGCCAAAGCAAGUUCAAUCAAACCAGAGUGUUUCAGACUCUUUUCAAACCAGGUUCUUGAAGGUUUCCAAGCCAUCGUCUGUUGUCUCCCUGUUCCUCAAUGUGGUUCUGUGUGAAGGAUUUGACGGCGUCCCUCCUCAGAGUGCCAUUUAAAUCCUUCCAAUGUUUACAAUACUUUGUUUCAUGUCAGUCAAAUGUCUUGAAAAGAUGUCAGCCUUUAUGCGGGAGAAAUGAUCCAGCUGAAAUCUGCCCCAUACUGAUGUGUUAUGUUUCUUUUAUGAUUCUGGAUGCAAGCAGAGUCAAACCUGCGUUUCAGUUGUGGUCUCACGUGUUGUCUAAACAUGGAUAUUGCAGGUUUCAGCAAGUUUUUUGUUUUCAUUAUUCAUCUGAGCCUUUUCAUUUGGCCUUUUUUUAUGUUUUUGUAUUCUGGUGCCCCAUUCAUUCUUUUAAGCACUGGGUGGGGGAAAAUAUGAACAAGAUAGAGCUACGUAUAAAAAAAAAAGCAAAAUAAUUAAGAGACACAUUUUAUUUAAUUAUUUAUUUCAAAUGUACAUAUACAUGUUGUGCAGUAUAUAUAAUAUCUACAGGUAUGCAUUUCUUGAAAUGAAUUUGAAAAGGUAUGAAGUUCUAUGAGGAUAGUAUCAAAUAUAAGAGGUCUUUGUUGUUGGGUUUGUUUGGGUGAUGUGUGGAAUUGUUUGCACCCUCAGCAGCUCCUCCGCGAGUUGUUUCAUUUCCCUGUCAGUUCGGUCUCACGCUGCCUUUUGAAGACAUCAGAAAUUUAAACUUCCUGCUAAGAGACCCUUUAAAUUUCAAGUCAGAAAAUGUUUCUAAUCCUCCAAAUCCCCUCAGUGUGAUUUUUCUGCACUGCUGCUAAUAAAGUGAAGCAUUUUAAAAUGACGGGAAUAUUAGAAAAGGCACUUUGGGCUGCAUCAUAAAUGCUUUGUUAAGGCGGACAGUGACUGUUGUAAAGCUGACAUCAGGUGUUUUUCAAAAUAAAACACAGAUUUGAGCUUUUGGAUGGCUCAAAUAUGUAUUUUAUUUUACUCCUGGUGAGCAAUAACAUUCCCACUAUCACUUAAAGAGGAAUUUAAGGACAUCUGGAAAGCAUUUUUCUGCAACACAGCUGUGCAGGUGUGCUUGUGAACAUAUUGAUAAUACAGUAUCUUACAUUUGGCAAAGAAAAUUGUGCAUGAUCAUUUAGGUUGAGAUGAUAUAAUUAUAACAGCUGACAAUUUCUUGACUCCUGCAGCAAAUCAAUUUUUUUCAUCUCCCCGAUGGCUGUUUUGGAAGUCAGCUACAACAAAACAACAUUUCCUGAAACAUUUAUCAUUCAAACUUAACAUUAUUCUGUAAAGCAUGAUGAAAUGGGUUUGGAGGAUGCAAACAAUGUUGUUCUGUAAGACAAUUCUAUGGUAUUUUGUCUUUUUUAUCUGAUAGUUUGAUCUCAGAGAGUGAAUGGAAACAUCAUAAAACAGUUAACAGUCAGCAAUUUAAUGUUUCCUUGUUGAGUGACAAACAGCCCGACAGUGAGGAACUUCUUCAGAAUCAGUAUUACGUCUGUUUGUUUUUGUGUGAUGUUCCCUCUGAUGCUCAGUCUUCAGGUGGAGUACGGACAGCACUGUUUCAAACAAGCAUCAAACAGCUGGAGGCUGAAAGGUCCACAGACCAAGCUGCUGCUGAGUUUCUCACACUAGUUAAUGCAGCAACUGAAUAUUCUGCUUUGAGGUUUUCUCGGUUCCAACGUUGUGUGAACAAAUUUCUGCUAAAAGCUGUUUUUAAGUCGACAUAUGAUCACUCACUCUUGGCAUGCAUUAUCCCCCUUACACCAAAUACUCAGAACAUGUCUGCACACUUGUUUUAAUACAGUUUCCACAGUUAGACCUGGUUUGACGUGAACUACUUUUUCACUUCACCAAAGAUUGCUGUAGAAGCAUCUGACUGUUUUACUGCAAGUUUAUAACUGUAAUUAAAACAAGUGGUGCCUGGGAUUCAUGUGAACUCUGGUCAAUUGCAGAAAAAAUGUCAAUGAUAUGCUUCUGGGAAAUGCUGUUCUUUAAAAUGCUGUUGUUGCCAGUAAAAAUAGGGAUAAAUAGGAUGGAUUGAGAGAGCAAAAAUAGUGACUGGGACUAUGUGAUUGAAGCAAAUCUAUUCCAGAAAAGCAUUUAUUUGGAGUGUAAUUGCUGCAUUGACUGUCAAGUGUAGCAUACAAACCUGAAAUCACAGAUGCGAUAUCAAAGUUUGAAAAAAUGAGAACCCAGUCUGUGCCCCACCAAAAAUAUUGGUUAUUAUAAUACAGGGAGUGAUGAUCAAGACAAACCUAGGACAUGUUUUUGACCCUGCGUAUAUUUUAUUUCUUACUGGUUGUGACUGUUUCUUCUCCAGUAAAAAUCCAAACUUUUGAACUGUUCUCUCCUUUCUAAUAUGUCUUCCUCUCUAUAUAAACCAGAUCUGUAAAUACUGUUGAGUCAUAUGUGUGGAUCGUGUUGUAUCGACUCAGGCUUGCAACUAAAGAGAAAAACAAAAGAGGGAAAAAAAGUCAGUGAAAAAACCCCAAAAGAGCAAUGUUGUACUGUAUCUGCAUUCAUUACUAGGCUUGCUCGUGAAUGAAUGUGUCACUCUGUUACAAAAGCAAUACCCACUACAGUAUCUACACACAAAAAAGAAAUGCCAUCAAGCUUGGUAGAAGUUGCCGACUGUAGAUCUUCUACUAGCACGCAGGAACAUGUACUUUAUUUGGUCUCGUAUCACUGCCUCUUCACGUCCUCCUCAGUUUGGGCCAUAAAGAUGAGAGAAUAUGCUGUGGAUGU